AUGAUAUUUAGAUUCACACCUGUGCUGCGAAUUGGACUUUUUCUGUGGUCAUGCGGAGCAGGUCUGCGACUGCUAUUUGACCGCAAUACUCAUAUCGUAGUUUAUGUCGUCGUCCUUGCUAUCGAAGGUUCGGGCGUUGGCUUUACGCAUCAACCAGGAUUGGUCGCAGUUCAAGCACUCGCAAGAACUGAAGAUAGGGCAGUAGCCACAUGUACUCGCAACUUGUUGCGUUCAUUGGGCGCUGUUUUCGGCAUUGCCAUCUCAACUGCGGCGCAGCGUGCUGCCACACAUACGGCUUUGUACAAUAAAUUCGCAUCCACAGACUUGUCUAAACAUACACCGAGUGAUGAGAGAUUGAAUCCGCCAUCAAAUGAUCCUCGGGUGCUAGAUGCAAAUAUGGCUGGGUUCCGAGUCGUUUUCAUUACUCUUGUACCCUUGAUCUGUCUGUGUUUCAUAGGGAACUUCCUAGUGACCGAUGUUAAGCUUGAGGGCGAUACGGAAGAGAAGAACGAAGAUUAA
Messenger RNA from Penicillium verhagenii, 519 nucleotides. RefSeq lists its product as uncharacterized. The record is from RefSeq and is a predicted model, not a curated record. The coding region runs from base 1 to 519 and encodes 172 amino acids. NCBI's taxonomy places the organism in Eukaryota, Fungi, Ascomycota, Eurotiomycetes, Eurotiales, Aspergillaceae. Gene Ontology annotation, molecular function: transmembrane transporter activity. Gene Ontology annotation, biological process: transmembrane transport. The transcript is spliced from 2 exons.